AUGGAGGCUCGAACGGAAGCGAUGCCCGCCUCAGUCCACUCAUUUGCGACAAACGUCAGGCGUGCGGUGGGCACGCUGCUGGGGCGAGAUCACAAGGACUGCUCCCCAGAGCCAGGAAUCAAUUUGUGCGAGAAGCCGGUGAUAUCAUCCACAAGCGUUACGUGGAUCAUCGUGGGCGCCGCUCUUGGCGCGGUGGUGCUUGGGACCCUCGCGGUGCUCGUCUUCCUCCAUUUCAGGCGAAGGAAGCGGGACAAGCGCGAGGACAUGGAAGACAGGUUCCAGAUGUCGGACUACGGGCUAGACGAUGUCCCGUCAUCCGGGAAACCGCGGCGGGAUGACGAGGCAAAGUGGUCCAACGACGGAUCCAGCGGCUUCGGCAGGCGGUCGCGCGAGCCCUUGCAGGCCGGCACCGAGCCCAAGUACCACGGCGGGCAGUCGGAUGGCCAUCUGAACCCAUUCGACGAUGCAGCAUCAGUACGGUCCGGCAGCGGCUCGUCCUACCCCCCAAGCGUCUACGCCCAGGGGUCGAAGCGAGAGGGAGGCCGGCCAAGCCCGCUGGCCGAGGGCAGGUGA
Molecule: messenger RNA, 573 nt
Organism: Thermothielavioides terrestris NRRL 8126
Lineage: Eukaryota; Fungi; Ascomycota; Sordariomycetes; Sordariales; Chaetomiaceae
Exons: 2
Coding region: 1-573 (190 amino acids)
Source: RefSeq, a predicted model, not a curated record